Molecule: messenger RNA, 1053 nt
Organism: Schistosoma haematobium
Lineage: Eukaryota; Metazoa; Platyhelminthes; Trematoda; Strigeidida; Schistosomatidae
Gene: IRAK1BP1
Product: Interleukin-1 receptor-associated kinase 1 binding protein 1
Exons: 3
Biological process (GO): immune response; canonical NF-kappaB signal transduction
Source: RefSeq, a predicted model, not a curated record
AAACACACACUUUCGAAUCAUGACUACAGGAUGACAAUUGGUAAUGUCCAUAACCCAGGUGAAGUUAAGGUCUCUGGUGUCGGAGAAACAACCUCAGAACCUGACUGCUGCAAAGUAGAGAUCUUAGUGUGCUCCAAAAAACCUACAUGCACUUUAGCUGAAGAGAGCGCAAGAAAAAGAGCUGAAUACGCUCGACAAGUAAUUUAUAACCGACAUCUCAAAAAGUUCAAUGUUGUCGAGCACUUCGAUACGGUCACAGAAGAUAAUGGUGUGAACGCUGUGUAUAAGUUUGAGAUAACGACGUGUGACAUUUCUGGAAUGAAAAGCCUUUUGGGAUAUCUUAAGUCCAAAUUACCAGCAUAUAUAAGACUUGGAACCGUGGAGUGCUUCUAUUCAAAAAAGCGGAUGUUUGAACUACGCAAAGAAGCUGUUGAACAAGCCGUUUCAGAUGCUAAACAUAAAGCUGAAUUAAUUGCAUCGGCAUUUGGACAAAGAAUUCAGGGUUUGAUCAAUGUUAUUGAGGAUGAAUGUGAUGUUACUGAUGAGCAGCUGCAAAUAACUACACCAAGAUCAAAUAACUUCAAUGAUUACCAUCAAUUAAAACAACCGAACGAUAAAAACAAUAUCGAUAGUGGCGUCGGUCAAUCGUAUGAGCGGCCAUUCGACUGGAGUAAGCCAUUACGCAAUGCUCAAAGACAUAUACGGAUAAAAUUACAUAUUAUCUGUGCUUUAAGCAAUUUUAAUAACUAAAAAACGAUUCAAAAAACUAGUGUUUCUUAAACAAAUUAAUAUAUUAUUUGCUUUAACGAACUAAUCUUUAGGAUUUUAUGAGAAUAGUUAAUCAUCAUCCGAGUAUCAAAUAAUUUUCAAAGAAGUCCAUUCCAUAUUUGAUUAUUUAUGAAAAAUAAUUAUUUAACGACUCUAGUUUUCAUGUUGCUUGUUAUUCAAAUCAAAUUUUUUUUAAGGAAUUUUCAACAUUUAUGUACACACUGACCAUUUCUUUAUGACAAUAGGGCACUGGAAAUUCUGAUUAAAAUAAAGAUACAUGAAUUC